Messenger RNA from Chaetura pelagica (chimney swift), 447 nucleotides. It is a transcript of the gene RBX1, whose product is annotated as ring-box 1, E3 ubiquitin protein ligase. The coding region runs from base 1 to 447 and encodes 148 amino acids. The transcript has 5 exons. The record is from RefSeq and is a predicted model, not a curated record. NCBI's taxonomy places the organism in Eukaryota, Metazoa, Chordata, Aves, Apodiformes, Apodidae. Gene Ontology annotation, biological process: protein ubiquitination; ubiquitin-dependent protein catabolic process. Gene Ontology annotation, molecular function: zinc ion binding; ubiquitin protein ligase activity; cullin family protein binding. Gene Ontology annotation, cellular component: cullin-RING ubiquitin ligase complex; nucleus.
AUGCCCGUUGUCUUCGUCUUCGCGGAAACACAGAGCGCUCGGGCGGCUCUAGCCCUGCCAACAAACCCCACGCCGUUUAUAACUGUUGUCAGCCUAAUUCACGCGCUGGAAGCCCGCGAAGCGCGCGGCCUGCCUCUGGCCGCUUUGGCGUCCCAUUUAAAAGAACCAACAGCGUGGAAUGCAGUAGCUCUGUGGGCAUGGGACAUUGUGGUCGAUAACUGUGCCAUUUGCAGAAACCAUAUUAUGGAUCUAUGCAUAGAAUGUCAAGCAAACCAAGCAUCAGCUACCUCUGAAGAGUGCACAGUUGCAUGGGGUGUCUGCAAUCAUGCUUUCCACUUCCACUGCAUCUCUCGCUGGCUCAAAACUCGCCAAGUAUGUCCACUGGACAACAGGGAAUGGGAGUUCCAAAAGUCUGUUGUUAGAAUAAUACAGGAAAUCCAUGAGUAA